Molecule: messenger RNA, 4293 nt
Organism: Penicillium cataractarum
Lineage: Eukaryota; Fungi; Ascomycota; Eurotiomycetes; Eurotiales; Aspergillaceae
Product: Sec7 domain protein
Exons: 2
Coding region: 1-4293 (1430 amino acids)
Biological process (GO): regulation of ARF protein signal transduction
Molecular function (GO): guanyl-nucleotide exchange factor activity
Source: RefSeq, a predicted model, not a curated record
AUGUCCCAACCGCGCGGCGCCUACGCUUCCAAUUCUCCACCUCGAACUCCUCCCUCUCAGACCGCAAAAUAUCGGCCCAAGCGUGGCUACCCUACACGUCCAUCCAUCCGCGAUGCCUUCCCCGACGCCGACAAUGCGCCCCGAGCCAGCGAGUCGGGCGACGAACGCGACCCUCAUGACUUGUCUUUGUCGCCUAAGCAUGCUGCCCGUACCUCCAUCGUAGACAACAUGCUCCUCUCGCUCGAUCAAUUCGACGGACCUGGAUCUUCAGUGUUGGACGAUUAUCGACUCUUCAACUCCGCCUUUGAAACCGAUCUACAAGGUCGAUAUCGCGGCCACACGUUCUCCUCCUCAAUGUCUUCUGAAGUGGACUUUGGCUACGAUGACGGCAGCAGCAGUCGCUAUGCGACCAUCACCGCCAAUGGUCGACGGAGUAACAGCAGUUCGAACCAUCAGACUGCCCCGAGGAGAAUGAGCAGCGCCCGCGGCCGAGAUGCAAUGGGUUCCAGAGGAGGCACCCUGCCAAGGGCCAAUGAUGUUCGCAAGGGAAGUAAAGGAAGCGCCUCGAACGCGGAUUAUUCCUAUACCAUGCCCAGAGGUCGCGCGGACUCGGAUGGCCGAGACCGGCGUUCGGAGAGUUUCGAUUGUGGGCCGAAGAAGGCUUUCAAUCCAUACACAGACCACGGCUUGGGCCAGGAUUCGCUAUUAUAUGAUGAUGAUGAUGCCGCUCCAACGCCCAGUGUGCCUGCUGGCCCACGCAAACUCUACGACUAUAGGACCCCCAACACCACUGCAUCUCGAACACCCGUGGCAUCGCGUCGAAAUAGCGUGAAAUCAUCCAAUGCCCCUCAGGUCCGAAAGAAUCGUCCAGAAAAUAUCGGUACAGGGGCCCUCAAGACCCGAGAUAACGACUUCUUUGGUGAUACGGACCUUGAUCUGCCGCCAGCCAUAUCGGCAUCAUUGGACCCGCCUGCUCCCAGUCCAACGAUAUCAUACAACAAGCCAGCUUUCCCUCCACCGGAACCGACAACCACGAGCACGACAACCACAAUCACGGCCAAUAUGAACACAUCUUCCGCCCCUACCAAUACCGCUACCACAGCGCGUCCGGGGUUCUUCCGCCGUGUGUUUGGCGGAGUAUCAAAGGCCUCGUCUCCGUCGGAAUCUCUCCGUUCUAACAUGGGCGACACUUCAUAUUUCCAGGAGAACGAGACUAAGGAUUCCACGGGUUCGAACGCCACCCUCAAAAGUCGAGAACAGCAACAGGUACAACAGCCCCAGCAGCAGCAACCUCCAAAGAGUGCAGUAGCCGCCACACCUACGCCUGCUACCCGAAGAGGUCCUCCUCAAGUGGUGAAACAAAAAUCCUCCUUCUUCCGCCGGCGUAAGAAGUCCGUGGCCGAACACGUUCCACCUCCGAUCAAGCUGCCUCAAGAGCUCUCCCCUCACAAUCUGGAUACCGCGAAACCAGAAGCUAGUCCCGUGAGCAGCUUGCGCGAGAUCAUGAAUCAAUAUCUGGAUGAACCCGGUGCACCAGCAAACGUGGAUCGCAAAGAGACCCGCAGAGAGGAACAUCGGCCUAUCGAGUCAACCUCGCUGCAGGCGCAAAAACCAAGGGAAAGUGUCUCGGCUCCUGGCGGUGGCUCCAAGCCGAAGCAGAACAUCCAACCUCCCAGCACUUCUCGUGGCCAGCAGGACUCUCGUUUGCCAUUAGAGAAUAGUCGCGGCACCAAUGAUUCUGCCCAAAAAGCAAGUGAUGUGGAGUCUAUUUCAUCCACAGAAUCCCCCUUGCAGGAAAAGAACUCUAAUGUCAACCCCGCUACCUCUCUGUCACCUGUCGCAGAGGAUUUCUCCCGCACCAUCAGGGUGUCAACAAAAAUGGCGCCACCGACGGAGCCUUCUCGUGAUAGCGUGACUGGCCCGAGGAAGUUGUCUCUGCCGUCAGACAGCAAUGCUCCCGAGUCGCCUGCUGCUUCGGAGGCAUCGCAGUAUCUAACCGCAUCGAAUACGCCAGUUAUUGAAUCAGAAGAACCCAAAGCUGCGGUUGAGGAUGACGGGAAAGAGGACACGACCAAUGGACCCGGCGAUGCCGUCGAGGAUGGCCCUACCGCAACUGAUCGAGAGCAAGCGCAGAACCUCUUCGAUAGUCAGAACCAAGUGGUCGGUAACGUGCCGGCGGCUGCUUGGCUUGGAGAGCCUGACCGGGAGAUGGUUAGGGAGGCCUAUAUGCGACUCUAUAACUGGUCGAAUAUGAACAUUCUUGCAGCCCUCCGAAGUCUCUGUCAGCGCUUGGUUCUCAAGGGAGAGACUCAACAAGUCGACAGAGUCUUGGAUGCUUUCUCAUGCAGAUGGUGUGACUGCAACCCGAGUCAUGGCUUCAAAGCUACUGAUGUUGUCCAUACUAUCUGUUACUCCCUUCUUCUGCUGAACACCGAUUUGCACUUGGCAGACAUCGAGCAGAAGAUGACGAAAUCCCAGUUCGUUCGCAAUACCAUGCCCACGAUCCAUCGCGUGGCCAUGGAUGCAGCACCAGAGGGCUUCGAGACUUUGCGGCCUCAAAAGGCUAAGACUAUGCCUACCGCCGAGUCUGCACACUCAGCACCCAACUCUGCUCGCUCGCCAACCUUCCCCCCGGAUGUCGCCCGUAACUCCGUGGAUGAUAACAACGACCGCAAUAUCACUGACGUUUACGCUGGUCCGUUGGUCAACACCCCCUUCACAGGAACCGUGCGAGCAUGGGAACAACAGGUGGAGACGGUUCUGAAAGAUUUCUAUACCUCCAUCCAGAAGGAAAGACUUCCUCUCCACGGUGCUCCACCAGAGAAGGAGGUGACUCGUAUGGCCUCGAGCAAUUUCUUGAUUCCCUCGGGUACUCUUCGCCGGAGUCCCAGCACGAUCAGCAAGAGUGGCUCGGAUAUUUUCCCCCGCGGCCGUUCAGCAGAUUCCCGCCAUGGUGCCGCGAGAUGGUCAUCCAAGCCCCGUUCGCGAGGAGCACGACUCUACCCUCCAUCUAUGAUGGGCUCCAGCCGGACUAGCCUGGACGACCAGUCCUCCGUUUGGAGUCCGACUGCGUCGAGUACCUGGAGCAAAUAUUCUUUGGGCAAGUUCACUUCAGCCUCUGUGGACUCCUUCGGCUCCGAGUAUCCUCGUGGCGAGUACCAGCAGUCCAUUGGUUUCGCCAAUGCUCUAAGCCAGGCUAUCAUCCGUGAAGAUUCUGCCACAUCCGUCUACAGCUACGAGGAGCCGACCGGCCCUCUUCUGGAAGAUGAGACUUUGGCUUUGGCCGGUGCUCCUUGGGCCAAGGAAGGCAGUGUCAAGCACAAGCACCACUUGGACGCAGUGGACAAGCGCGCCAAAGACCGCAAUUGGAACGAGUGUUUUGCUGUUAUCCAGCAGGGAUGGAUGCGGCUUUUCUCAUUCAAUAACGCGUCCAAGUCCAUGCGACAGAAAACCAAGCAACGUGGCGGCGUCGUGGUUGGAGGUGGUAACUGGACCGAGAACGCCGAAGAGAUUUGGAAGUUUAUGCUCCGUCAGACUAUUGCCAGUGCCCUUCCACCACCAGGCUACUCCAAAUCUCGCCCUCACGUAUGGGCUCUCAGCCUACCAACCGGCGCCGUCCACCUCUUCCAAGCCGGCACACCGGAGAUCGUGCGGGAGUUUGUCUCGACAGCCAACUAUUGGAGUGCGCGACUCUCCAAGGAGCCCCUGGUAGGUGGUAUCAGUAACAUCGAGUAUGGUUGGAGUGACGCCGUUAUCAACAGCGCUUUGAUCAAUGCCGAGAGCCGCUCUCCACCUCCAUCCUCUGGUGCCCCACGACCCAGCAUUCAAAGCUCCAUUCGCAGUUCCUUGGACCACCAAGGAGUUGUGCGGCCCAAGUUGCCCGCGGAUCGGGUGCACAUUAGUGACUGGAGUCCGCCACAACAGAGCAUGGUUGCCUCACACCAGUCAGAGGAAGACCAGCUCAAGGCUCUGCAGGCAUAUGUGCAGAACGUUGAAGAUGAUCUCCAGCGGCACAACGAGCUUCGACCUGCCAUGAACCUGGCCUUCUCCCCACGGCAUCCAAAUUCUGCAAAGGCGAUGGCUAACUGGGAACGGAAGUCGUCGUAUCUGCUGCGUGAGAUUGUCAAGUUCAGGACGUACAUUGAUUCCCUUCGCAACGCGAUUAACAAGAAGGGCGAGAUUUAUUCUUCGACAAAUAAUUACUACAAUUCUCCUGCGACUGGGGAUGAUGUGGACGCCGAGCAGCAAGAACCGCAGCAAGUUGCUCCUUCAACUGCUUCCACGACUGCGUAA